Kazachstania africana CBS 2517 is the source of this 825-nucleotide messenger RNA. RefSeq lists its product as uncharacterized. NCBI's taxonomy places the organism in Eukaryota, Fungi, Ascomycota, Saccharomycetes, Saccharomycetales, Saccharomycetaceae. The transcript has a single exon. Bases 1 to 825 code for a protein of 274 amino acids. The record is from RefSeq and is a predicted model, not a curated record.
AUGCUCGAAAUGAAGAGACAUCAAUUAGAGGAAGACUCAAGUAAUCGUACUACCAUUGUAAAUGAAAAGCCUUCUUACGAUUCUGGCACUAUUAGAAGAUUUCACCUCAGGGUUUAUUCCUUGUUGUCAGCCCAAGUACUAUUCAUUUUUGCCGUAUCACACGUUAUAUGCCCCUCAGAAGUAGCCUCGAGUUUUGUCAUUCGACAUACCUGGCUAGGUAAUGUAGGUACAAUAGUCGGGUAUGCAUCUGUGUAUAACAUAUGCUGGCCCGUAGUAACUGAGAACUUGAAGAAGAAAUCAGUCGACGAGGAGGCACUAGUGCAAAAGAAAACUGCAUCGUGGUUCGUUGAAUCUGUGAGAGGACAACAAGUUAUCUUUUUCAUCUCCACCUUGGCCCAUUGCUAUCGAUUUAUCCAGAGUUGUUUAUUGGAUGGAAACUUUGCCAUUUCUCUCAAGGCUCUCGUACCCUCUUUAAUAUUGGAGCUGCUCAUAAGUAGCAUCGUGUGCGAUACGAAAUUUGGUGACAAGAUGGACUCCUCUCUAUGGAAGAGUAGAUUGAUAACUUGGGUCGUCGUACAAGUCACAAGCCUUGUGGGUUUGUUUGCUUUACUCGUUUUGCCCGUUCACGAUAAAUGCUCCGCUUUAAUGUUCAAAAUAUGGCCUGUAGUGUUUGUCAUAUCUUACCCCGUUUCUAUCAUUACCAACAUUGUAAGGAAACUCUCUCCUGAGUUAGAUUAUACGGCCACAGUAUUGCUUUAUGUCAGUAUGUCCAUUCUAUUCGCAGGAAUUAAACUAAUACUAGAACAACUCAUGCAGCACUCAUAA